GGUGCUCCAUGGCAGUGCCACAGGCGGCUGGCACCCAGCUCAGGAGGUGACCGGAUGCCCGUGAAGCGCACGAGGAGCAGCGCGUCGGUUGAUGCUGCGAGACAUGGUGCAGCGACCACGGAGAAGGAUGGGGCUGAAGCCCCCUGCCCCGGCAGCCCUCGCGGUGCUGCUGGCCCUGGCCCUGCUGGCCCUUGCCCGCCUUCCCCCCCCACCAAAUCACUCCCCACACCCGCUGCCAGCAUCGUCCCCCCCAGCCCCAUGGCGGGAGGUGGCUGUCCCCCUAUCCAGGGGACGAGCCCCCAGUGGAAGGGUCCCUGUACCCUCCCCUCGCCUGCGGCAGGACCAGCCCCAUGGCCGGGGCAGGAGGCGGCGGCGGCGGGGGGCAGCAAGGGAUGCUCCCCCAUGGCUCUCUGAUGAUGACCUCCAGAAGAUGCAGCUCCUGGCCAGGGGAAAGGUGGUCUCCAAAACCCGCAUCCCAGCCCACGGGCAGGUCCUGUGAGUGGGACUGCGGGCCAUAGGGGAUGCUGAAGGGGACACCACGCCAGGAAGGGACUGCCAGGACGGGUGCUGUGGGCUCAUCAAGCGCCCAGGGGACCUCUACGAGGUGCUGGCUUUCCACCUGGACAGGGUGCUGGGGCUGAACCGCAGCCUGCCCGCCGUGGCCCGGCGCUUCACCAGCCACCUCCUGCCCUACAGCUACACCGACGGCUCCCCACGACCCAUCAUCUGGUGGGCGCCUGACCUCCAGCACCUGGAGGAUGCCAACAACGACCAGAACUCCUGCGCCCUGGGGUGGCUGCAGUACCAGGAGAUGCUGCGGCUCCAUGGACCGAUGCCAGCGGCUGGGGAUGCUCCCUGCUCCAGCAUCCCACGUGGCGAGUGGAGCCGCCUGGCCCUCUUCGACUUCCUCCUCCAGGUUCAUGACCGCCUGGACCGCUACUGCUGUGGAUUUCAACCCGAUCCCUCCGAGCCCUGCGUGGAGGAGAUGCUCCAUGAGAAGUGCCGAAACCCAGCCGAGCUGGUCCUGGUGCACAUCCUGGUCCGGAGGAGCGCGCCGUCCCGCCUGGUGUUCAUUGACAACGCAGGCAAGCCACAGCACCCAGAGGAGAAGCUCAACUUCAGGCUCCUGCAAGGCAUAGACAGCUUCCCCGCGGCGGCCGUGGCCACGCUGCGGUCGGGCCGGUUGCAGAGCCUGCUGCUGCAAUCACUGCGCGUGGACCGGGAGCUCUGGGAGAGCCAGGGUGGUGCCGAGGGCCUGAGGCCCCUGCUCCGGACCAUCGAGAGGCGGGCACGCAUCCUGCUGCGGCACAUCCGGGAGCACAGCCUGACGGUGUUUGAGGACUCGCCGUGCUGA
Pezoporus occidentalis (night parrot) is the source of this 1354-nucleotide messenger RNA. RefSeq names its product golgi associated kinase 1A (gene GASK1A). The transcript is spliced from 5 exons. Gene Ontology annotation, cellular component: Golgi apparatus. The record is from RefSeq and is a predicted model, not a curated record. Lineage: Eukaryota; Metazoa; Chordata; Aves; Psittaciformes; Psittacidae.